AUGGGCAGGAUUGGCUUCUGUGCAUAUAUGUCUGAGCUUAGUGUGUCAACAUUAAGUGAUUCUUUCCACAUAAAAUUGUUUAUUCAGCACCCAAGAAAACAUUUUCUCAUCUUUGUUGUUGUAGCCCCAGCCCCAAAAAGGCAGAAGUGUGAUCACUGGUCUCCCUGCUCACCUGGGGACUACGCCUAUCGGAUUCUUAGCGGUGGUGGCAAAGGAAGACUGGCUAAAAUUUGUUUUGAGGAUGAGCUGCUUAUAAGUGAAGAGAGGGGUAAUGUUGGAAGAGGUAUAAACAUUGCCAUUGUGAACUAUAAAACGGGAAAAGUUACAUCAGCAAAAUUUUUUGACAUGUGGGAAGGAGAGCACUCAGGAGAGAUGAUGACUCUCAUUAAAAAUGCACCAGAAGGGUCCCUCCUUUUGAUGGUGACUCACGAUGAUGGAAGCACCCGGUUACAAAAGGAUGCAAAAAAAUUACUAGAAGAGUUGGGAAGUAAAGAAAUACAGAAUAUGAAGUUCAGGUCAAGCUGGGCUUUUAUAGCUGCCAAAGGCUUCAAGCUGCCAGAUAAUAUCCAAAAAGAAAAGAUAAACCACUCUAACAAGAAGAACAACAGAUACAGUGGCUGGCCAGCAGAAAUCCAAAUAGAAGGCUGUAUCCCAAGAAACCUAUUCUGA
Molecule: messenger RNA, 669 nt
Organism: Apaloderma vittatum (bar-tailed trogon)
Lineage: Eukaryota; Metazoa; Chordata; Aves; Trogoniformes; Trogonidae
Gene: FAM3B
Product: family with sequence similarity 3, member B
Exons: 6
Coding region: 1-669 (222 amino acids)
Source: RefSeq, a predicted model, not a curated record